Cladophialophora immunda is the source of this 2487-nucleotide messenger RNA. RefSeq lists its product as uncharacterized. Lineage: Eukaryota; Fungi; Ascomycota; Eurotiomycetes; Chaetothyriales; Herpotrichiellaceae. Gene Ontology annotation, molecular function: protein dimerization activity. Bases 893 to 1789 code for a protein of 298 amino acids. The transcript has 2 exons. The record is from RefSeq and is a predicted model, not a curated record.
AAGAGAGAGGGAAAAAAAAAAACAGACACAAAAAGACAAUAAGACUCACCUGACCUGAAAGUUGCAAACAACGGCCGAAACCCCUCCGUCGACGCAGAAUACCAGGGCUCUCGCGUGAGGACAUGGCGAGAUUCCUGCCGUCGACCUGGUGGGUGUUGGACUACCGCGACGAUGACCAACCCUUCCUCGGACUUGCGAGGAGCAUUCCAGCGACAAGAAGGUGCAUACAAUCGGUGGUGACGUCGUCCUCCUGGCUGGGCUCACGGCGGGGGAGAUCCGACCGUCAGCGAGACACCUCCGAGCUACUGCGAAGUUUGUGCGAAGCGGCCCAUCGACCAAAGGGACAGACGGAGCAGGAGCAUGUGAGUUGUGAGACUCGGGCCUGGCAAGUCAGCUCCAUUUUGAGUCGCCCUGGUGGCCCCCCCUGAGGAGCCAGUCCUCAAGACCCUGAUCCCCUUUGCAGGGACCCCCUUUCGUCCGUUUCAAGGCAAAGGCAGGCGAAGGAACUGUCUCCAGCGAAUCGCUGCUCGCCCGGGGACCUGUUGGCGCAGCAGCUAACGGAGAAGUCCAGCCGACGACGCCCAGUUAUGACAAACUUCCGACCCAUGUGCUGCAAAGAGUGGUGCCCAGGAAUCAAGUUCCUACACCAUCCUGUCCAAUCACCAUUACUCGACUGCGUCGACAAAGACAGCACCGCGGGGUCUUCAGGGUCCAGAAGCUGCGCGAUCUGAGAUCGUCGGCAUGCACACUGACAUAGCGGAAAACCUUUAUGAAGAGCAUCCGACUCGCCCUGGAACGCAAAAGCCGCCCGGUUCUUUGUUCCUUCACUGCAAACAAGCUGUAACUUGACCUUUUGGCUAACAGUUGAAUCGCAGCAACACCCAACCAAGCAAUGGCAUUCUACCAGGAACCCUUUUUCCUUGACCAGGGGUCACAGCAAUUUCAAGACGAAACAUACUUUACCAACUUUCAGUCUGACACUGACGACCACGACUUGGUGGCAAAGGACCUCAAUGCAUGGUCGCUCCCUCUGGAGACACAGCAGACACAGCCCAUGAGCUUCACCGUGCGGUCCUACCUUGAUGCCCCCUAUCUCAGCCCAUGUAUGGAACCCUUUGAGCCUGCUGGCGUCCAGACAGUCGGCCCCGCCCAACUACAGUUGAAUAACCCAGAGUUCCCCCUCGACUACCAGGCUGGUCGAUCGCCCGAGGCAGAAUUCGCUGCACUCGGGCCCAGGGACGACGGCAGCGACAACUCGCCUCUGUCGUCGCCCAGCCUGGCCGACACUGAGACAUACAGCUCCAAAAAGUGCCUUCCCCGCAGUCGUGGUGCCCCCCGCUCUUCAGUGUCGUCCUCGUCCCAACCGAAGAAGGGGAGACCCCGGAAGAGGCGCAACCAGUCCAACUCGUCCAGCGAGGAUGAGUCGGCCAUUCUCAAAGCAAAGUUCGCCCACUCCGUGAUUGAGAGACGCUAUCGUGACAAUCUCAAUGGCAAGAUGAUGCAGCUCCACCGCGUGCUUCUAACCGCAGAGACCAGUCAAACCUCGCCCGCCUCUCAAUUCAGCGCCGCUUCCUCACCUACAGGGCCCACGCUUUCAGGCAGAGUCCGCAAGUCCGACAUCAUGUCCCGGGCAAUCAACUACAUCCAUCAGUCGGAGGUCGAGAUCCGACACCUGGAUGAUGAGAUCAAGCGCCUACAGGACCAAGUCGGCGUCUUUCAGAAACUCGUCAACUGCGACGACUGCUCGGUACUCAAGGACAUGGUGCAACUCGGCGUUCAAAAGCAGUGACAUUGUGCUUCCCCAACAAGUUCUUUGUCGCGUGUCUUUCUUCCGCCCCGUGUCCUCGCCCUCCUCAUCCGCCUCCGUCCUCCUUCCCAGGACCACCUCGUCUUUUUUCUACUCCGCUUCGCUUUUUUUUUGUUUUCCUAUCUCCCAGUCUUCUUUGCAUGACUGUCUGUGGAGAAGGUUUUGAGUGUAUCGGUCCACAAGUGUAUCGCGACCCUUAGCGUGGGUGGAAAAAAAUCCUUGUUCUUUCAAUGUUCCGGAGUCCAUUGAAACGAGUCAUCAAGUACUCCCCGUACAAAAGGUUAUUUGUCGGGUCUAUUUGGGAUCUUGCUGCUAUCGGAGGCAAACUGUGCUUUGUUUCUUGUCCCUUUUGGGUGGUUUGAGGGAGGGGGGAGGGAGUACUUUUUUCUUUAGGGGAAUGGAAUCUGUUUAGCGGCAGCCAAGCGGUCAGGGAAGGAAGGUAGACAGGCAGUGCCCGACGGAGAAGUAGCGGGAGAAUCACGAAGCAUACAUUAAUAGUGGUGGUGAUGAUGAUGAUGGUGGUGGGUGAUAAUGAUGAUGACAAUGAUGACGAUGAUGAUGCAUCGACCGGGUCAAGGUGCGUUAGGAAAAAGGGCAGCGCCGACAAAGUCUCGGAAGUGAGCCUUCCUCGAGUCGGGGAAAUACCAGAUAGUAAUGAAAAAUUACCCCUUUUAAUCGAA